Messenger RNA from Diaporthe citri, 2592 nucleotides. RefSeq lists its product as uncharacterized. Gene Ontology annotation, molecular function: DNA-binding transcription factor activity, RNA polymerase II-specific; zinc ion binding. The transcript is spliced from 2 exons. Bases 1 to 2592 code for a protein of 863 amino acids. Gene Ontology annotation, biological process: regulation of DNA-templated transcription. The record is from RefSeq and is a predicted model, not a curated record. NCBI's taxonomy places the organism in Eukaryota, Fungi, Ascomycota, Sordariomycetes, Diaporthales, Diaporthaceae.
AUGACAUUUGACUUCAGCGCCGGCCAGGCAGGAGAGGCUGCCUUGCUGGAACAGCUCGGGUACGACCCACGCGAACGAUACGCAACCUUCACCACCACCGGGGUCUCGCAGAACUCGAUACCGGCCACCACGUCGACCGCCAUGGUCCAGCAGCACAGCCGCCAGAGCCCCUCGGGCAACUGGCAGAUGCCUCUAGACAUGGCCGCCGCCGCCGGCGUGUCUCCCGUCUCAAUGCACUCUCCCAACACCCACACAGUCGCCGCCUCGUCUCCGGAAGAGCAACAGGCGCAGUCCCCGCACGGGCAGUCCCCGAUAGGCCAUCACAGCUCGACGGCGUCAAGUCCCCAUCAACAGCAGCUGUCGCCCCAGGCCCCUUACACCACCGCUGCCCUCCCACACGCACCGCCCAUGAUUGCGGACUGGACCUUCCAGCAGCAGCAGAUGCAGGCCCAGCCCCAGCCCCAGCCGCAGGACCUGUCCCACUUCAUCCAGGACUCGUCCGCCAUGAUCAGCUUCAACCCCUUCUUGGCGAACCUGCAGCCCUCGCCCAUAGGCUAUCUCCCCGCGAACGCGCAAGCUGCCCUGGGUGCCGGCAUGCAGCAGGCCGACCCGUCCACAUUCCAGAUGUCCCCCGUCGAGGAGGGCGCGCAGCAGAUGCCGUGGGACAUGGGCACCACCAACAUGAGCACGGGCAUGGCCAACUGGCAGGAUUUCGAGGCGGCCAUGCACAUGCCUGCGGACGGUCUCCCUCGGGUGGGCAGCAUGGGCAGCAACUCGCCUACCGGCACUUACCUUGAGGUCUUGUCCCUUGGCUCUGGAAGCGACAACGGAUGGGCAAUGGUCGAUAUGUAUCACCCUAACUUCGACUCCUUCUCCCAGACCCAACAGGCCCAGAAUGUCUUCAACCCCGGACAGACCUUGCACUUGCGCACCAACUCGGACUCGUCCCAGUCAGAUGGCACUUCGCUGGAGUUUGGCAGUUACGAGGAGGUGCCUUUCCCCUACUCCCCAUUCUCGCCCGGUUCCGACUCGUACGCCGAGAACUCCAACAACCAUCGCAACUGCUUCCACGGAGACAGCCACCACCAUCAUUCACAUGACCUUAUCAGCCCCGCUGCUGCUGUCACACCUGUCCCCAUCAAGACCACGCCUAGCAGUCGAUCGAGCCCGUCCAGUGGCUCUGGAGUCGGCUCAACCAGCGCUCAGCCGUCUUCUGUCUCGCCGCCGGCGAGGAGAACCACAGCUCCCAGGAAGAGCCCCAUUGCCAAGCCGAGCCAAGCCAAGGCGGUCAUUCGGAGGACGUCCAACGGCAAGAAGGACGGCAGCGGCGAGAAGAAGGUCGGCAGGCGUAGGGGACCUCUGUUGCCUGAACAGCGCAAGCAAGCGAGCGAGAUACGGAAGCUGCGGGCGUGCCUGCGGUGCAAGUUCCUCAAGAAGACUUGUGACAAGGGAGAGCCCUGCGCUGGGUGCCAGCCUUCUCACGCCCGCCUCUGGCAGGUGCCUUGCACCCGUAUUGACAUCAAGGACAUCGGCUUCUUCAUGAAGGACUGGAAGGCCGACUACGAGAGGCACCUUGACCGCGGGGUGUCAGUCUACAACGUCAAGGGCUUUGCACAAAAGGAGACUCUGAUGUGGAUCACGCACGGCUACGGGUUCUGCCUUCCCGUCAUGGUCCGCGAGGUCUUCGUUGCGGACGAGAGCUGCUUCCAGGUCGACUGGGUCGAGUCCCAUCUUGAGGACCAGGAGCCGAUCGACUUCGAGAUAAGGACCGAGAAGCUGGAUGUUGGCCGGGAUGGCGUGUCCAUGGAGGCGCUGUCUGAGUACCUCGACAAACACAUUGACCAGUCGUUCGAGACCUUCAUCGACGACCACUUUGAGGGUACGCCGUUCAUCACCGAAAUCCUCAAGACCGCUCACCGCUUCUACAUGAAGGAGAGGAUGCCGGUCAUCCGCAAGGCACUGAAGCUUGUGCUGGCCUACAACCUGACACUGCACAUCACCAUGGUCGAGCAGCAGGGCUCCGAGGAGCAGCUGGACGGCACCAUCGAUGACGAGGACUCCAAGUACUUCGGCAAGGUCGUCGCGCCUGUCAUGAUCAACUUCCAGAUCAAGUGUGCCAUGGCCGACAUGUGGCGGGACCUGCAGAAGGACAUCCUGGAAGAGCUCUCGGCGCUUUACUCGAGUGUCUACAGCGGAGACCGUCUCAAGAACUGGCCCACGAUAUUCAUGUUGGCGUCCAUACUCCUGGCUGUCUGGGAGGAGAUGCAGUUCGACUGCCACUACCGCGUCCCAGACCCCGUCGCCGUCAACAAGUUCUGCAGUGACAUGGAGACGAUCCCCGUCGGCGUCAUUGUUGGUCUCUUCCACGCCAUCUCCCAGAAGCUGCCUGCCUUCACCGAGUGGGACACGCGGAGACACGGCCAGCUGCUCAACAACAACCAAGCAGUCUGUGAGGCCAUGACUGAAGUCCGACAGCAUGUUAUGAAGCAUGAGGCGUAUUUGAGAACACGGCCAGAUACCAAGUUUGACAGGGAUGACUUUGACUCGUUGUCGAACAAGUUUCUGUCGAAGCUGGUCAUUCGUUCCAACUAG